This is a messenger RNA of Botrytis porri, 2523 nucleotides long. RefSeq lists its product as uncharacterized. NCBI's taxonomy places the organism in Eukaryota, Fungi, Ascomycota, Leotiomycetes, Helotiales, Sclerotiniaceae. The transcript has 3 exons. The record is from RefSeq and is a predicted model, not a curated record. The coding region runs from base 1 to 2523 and encodes 840 amino acids.
AUGGGGGAUCAUGCAGAAGUCGAUAAAGCAAGAUCUGCUGCCAGUUCGGGAUCUGAUCACUCGAUUACUAUUAAAGACGGCACUCCCAUCUCAAACGGUAAUAAGGGGAACGGUCAGCAACAAUCUAUCAAAAACAUCGAACUGUCAAGAUGUUACGUCUUCAACAGCAUUUAUCUACCCGAAAACGUGAACAAUGGAGACAAUAAACCUUCCCACAUGUAUCAUGAGGGGCAAGCACAAAACAAAAUUGGCUUCGGAAGGAUAAAUACGCAUCCCCAGGAGAGUUCUUCUCAACAUAUAUCUCGCCCUCUUCUAAGUAGCAAGAACCACCAAGUGGAACAAUUUAAUAAUAAAUACAAUGAAUUCACGGAAUUUCAUCCUCCAAAGAAUCCUUACACGCCUUCGAUAUAUGAAACUAGGGGUUGUCAUGGAUAUGAGACUCGAAUAUUUCCUGAUUUUACGGUCCCAAGAACAAGCCAUCAAAAUGGGAAAGCUGUGUCUACAUCUUUCACACCUAUUUCCAAAAUUCUACCUGAUUUAGAACGCAGACAAAAUACAGACAUAGAUAAAGGCACCGCUAAUGAAACUCAAAAGAAGACUAUUACCACUCAGAGUAAUAAGGACAUCGAUCUUAGACGUGGCUGCGUCUUUCAAUGUGAUCGGACCACCACUACUAGGAUGAUUACUAUGACGCACAGUGAUGGUCUUACGCAGCAAGAUGAAAAUAAAGCUCAUCGUACCAAGCUACCUGAUUUGGAAUGUACCAUAUCACUUACCCAUGCUUCGCCCAAUAUACGCAGCUUCUUCAAUGGUAAACAUAAGCAAGAUAAAAUGACACUUGCUCGUCAUCCUAUUGUUCAUGAUGAACCCAAAGUCAAACACUCAAUUUCUCAACUCCGUUCGUCGACCGAUAGCGAGUCGAUUAAUCACAGGUCUAUAUCUUUCAUUGAUCUAACAGGCCCUCUUGAAUCUGAUUCUUCGUCAAAUCACCAAAAUCAGCAGAGAUACGCAAGCGAUCCCAAAUCAUUGAAACCAGUAUCGACUGGGAAGUGCCCAAAGAGAGAGCAUACUGUAGACCUAACAUUGAAUUCCCCUAGUCGGGAAAACCCAUUGAAGAGGUGUCGGGUCACUGAUAAUCACCAAUUUGGCUCAGCUCAUAGUCACCAUAGCACUACCGCAACCUACGGAUCUCAUAAGCAGAAUAUCCUUUCUCCGGAACUGAAACAUUGGAUGAGUUUCAAUCCAAUUAAGCACAUUGUUGUUUGUUCCAAGGAUUCACCCGAUAUUCCAGACAGAAUCUACGACAUGAGUAACAAAGCUGCGUCAAUAUCAGAUGAUAUCAUGGACUUGCUCAACAUCAAAGUUGAUCAUACCAAUAUCCACUCCGUACAUCUCAAAGAUCACAAAGACGACUCACCAAUUCCCUCCCUAGGUAACACUAACAAAAUGCACGGCUACUCUUCUAAAAGCGCAUUGGCAUUUGUCUCUGCUAUUAAAUCUGCAGCAAUUGGUGAUACUAUACUCCUGGCUUCAUUAGGUGUUCAUGGUAUCUCCAAUUCACCUCGCGCAUGGGUGGAUUUGAGAGAGAAUUACCCAGCAUACAAGUUCUUGAUUGCUAUACAAGAACGUCGAAAUCUCAAUCCACAUCGAGAUCCCUUGUGGUAUAUUACAAAAGAACGAAAGUAUUUGAUUUUUCCCUUACAUCAGCUUGUGCGAGUGUGCUUGGGGCUGGAAAGUCCAUGUGACGAAGCAAAGUUAUAUUCAAGAUACUUGACACUCUCGGAUAUUUUACGCAAGACCAUGGCCAAAUCAUACACAAGGGCUGAAAAUGGGACUGAUGUCGACCAACACGCUCGAGCUUUGUUAUCACGCUGGGCAUGUCCCAUUGACAUCUGCGGGAUGACUUGGUAUAGAAGCCUAGCUGGAGACCUAGCAUGGCAAACCCAUUGUGUGAUUGAACACGACGGUUUUCGCAAACUUGUCUGUCCUCUGGCUGCCUGUAGAUCCAAUACAUUCUGUGAUUACAAAGGGGUUGUUGAGCAUAUAGAAAAUGUUCACAUUGCAGCGCUGGGUCUGAGAGAUCAUUAUCGUAGCUCGCACGAUCGUGAUAGAACUCUAUCUAAUUUUCGAUGUACUGAGGAUAUCACAAUGUGUGGUAAUACACGUUGCAGCUAUACAAACCAGCUUGCUCUGGAUACUCAUAUGGAAUUUUUUCAUCCCUACUCGGCUUGGAAAUAUCGUUUGAAAGAUUUCCCAAGCCUAGCAGAACAGGUAGAAAGCAAGCGGUCAACGGAAAAUCUUGAACCGAAUGAUAGGGCCAAUCUGAGUGAAGCUUUUCAAUGUAUUGAUGCGACAGUGGGUAGUCAAGAUACGGUUUCAGUGGGACAAAACGGAAUGGAUCAAGACCUAUCCCACGGCAUGGAAUCACUCGAGAAAUCUUGGCCUUUCAUGGCGGAUUUUCUGCGAGCAACACAGGAGCCUCUCCGAGAAGGAUAUCUGAUUCUUUUGCGCAAGAUUCAAUGA